Molecule: messenger RNA, 1579 nt
Organism: Leptinotarsa decemlineata (Colorado potato beetle)
Lineage: Eukaryota; Metazoa; Arthropoda; Insecta; Coleoptera; Chrysomelidae
Product: proton-coupled zinc antiporter SLC30A2
Biological process (GO): response to zinc ion; zinc ion transmembrane transport
Cellular component (GO): plasma membrane
Molecular function (GO): zinc ion transmembrane transporter activity
Source: RefSeq, a predicted model, not a curated record
UGUCAGGUGAACGACUCGUCAAAAAUGUCACUAAAACGAAAACAUUGAAAACCAAAACAGUGUUUUCAGAGCAAUCAAAUAAUUAUCGGAUAUGAGCUGGUUACUAUCGUUAGAUGCGGAAACGGUAACGCGGUGUGUCAAAAGAUAAAGUUUAAUGCCACUUAGGAGGUUAUAGUUUAGGAAAACACUAGCAAAAUAAAUUAUUUGUUCAAGAACAAUCCCGUUAGAUACUAUGACUGCAUGCGAGCAUUUAGAAGACGAUGAAAAUUUCCUCUUGGACGACGAUAAUACUACACAGAGAAAUUGCGUCAAGUGUCUUAUUGUUUCUCCGGAUACUCCUAAAGAAAAUUCCUACAGGGGUGAAGCACUAAACGGGUUGAUGUUUCAUAAUGGAAAUAGGGGAUCGAUGUCGUCUACUAUAGUUGAUGACCACAGCGACAAUUUGGAAGACUCUCCCCUGUUGAUAAAUGAUAUUUAUAGAGAAUCGGUAGUCGAGACGACGGAAUUCCAUUGCCAUGAUUCUUUGUCCGCUACUGAAGAUACAAGCGCGUGGAAGAAACUUUGCAUGGCUGCUGCGUUUUGUUUUUUGUUUAUGGUAGCAGAAGUGGUUGGAGGCUACCUGGCUGGAAGUCUGGCCAUAAUGACAGACGCUGCGCAUUUGUUUUCGGAUUUUAUAGGGUUUUUGAUUUCUUUACUAGCGAUUUGGGUGGCGAGGAAACCACCGUCGAGAAAUAUGACGUUCGGCUAUUAUAGGGCCGAAGUUGUAGGUGCUCUUCUAAGUGUCUUAUCAAUCUGGUUGUUAGCUGCUAUAUUCUCUACGCUAGCCAUCAAUAGGAUCUACUAUCAAGAUUAUGAAAUAGAUGCCAAUACAAUGAUCAUCAUUGCCUCACUUGGAUUAACAGUUAAUAUCAUAAUGGGAGGAAUCCUGCACGGCGUCUGCCACGCCCACGGCCACGCCCCACACGCCCACGUUGCUUCCAAUAAUAUAAACGUCCGCGCGGCCGCCAUCCACGUACUUGGCGACUUGCUGCAGAGUAUCGGUGUUCUCGCCGCCGCACUUAUCGUCAAGUUUUGCCCGGAUGCGCAGAUAGCCGAUCCAAUAUGCACGCUCAUCUUUUCCGCGCUCGUUGUCUGCACGACAAUCAGAGUCGCCAAGGACUCUCUGUGGUUCCUUAUAGAGGGCAGUCCGAUCAACACGUGGAAGUUAAGGGCGGAGUUACUGAAGAUCGCGGCCGUAAAGCAUAUCCACAGCCUGCAUAUUUGGUCGUUAUCGCCAGGAAAGAACGUUGCGGCCGUGCAUUUGGCUGUAGAUGAAUACUGUGAUAGAGACCUUCUAUUAGAAAAGGCCACUUCGGCCGUCCAAAGGCAAAUCAACGUGAUGAGCUGUACCAUACAAAUAGAAGCGUACAAUCAGGCGCUGAUCAGCUCCUGUCGACAGUGUCAAAGCGUACAGAUUCGAUGAUCCAUUCCUGCAUCUCAUUAGAUAUUAAAUGCACAGUGAUGUUCCUUGGGUGGCGUCACUGCCCGGUCGUUUUGUUUUUUUUUGUUUUUUGUUGAAAUAUAUUUUUCUAGAAAAAAA